Pelodiscus sinensis (Chinese soft-shelled turtle) is the source of this 2672-nucleotide messenger RNA. The record is from RefSeq and is a predicted model, not a curated record. NCBI's taxonomy places the organism in Eukaryota, Metazoa, Chordata, Testudines, Trionychidae.
AAAUUGCUGCUGCUUUUGAGUUUAUGCGAACAAACUCAGCCCUUGGAAGUGCUCCUGAGGGGCGCAUCGCGGCGAAGUUGGAUUUUUCUUUCUUUCUUUCUAGAAGAAACAUCCACUAUGUCUUCAUCAAAAGAAGAUGCAAUGUCUGCUGAACAAGCAGGUGAGAGAGAACCUGAAACUGAAAACAAAGUUGAGGGAAGUGAUGAAGAGGAAGAGGAGGAGGAGGAGGAGGAGGAGGAAGAAGAAAAAGAAAAGAGUCUCAUUGUUGAAGGGAAGAGAGAGAAGAAAAAAGUAGAGAGAUUGACCAUGCAGGUAUCCUCGUUACAAAGGGAACCUUUUACAAUUGCACCAGGAAAGGGACAAAAGCUUUGCGAAAUUGAAAGGAUACAAUUUUUUUUGAGUAAGAAGAAAACAGAUGAACUCAGAAAUCUACACAAACUCCUAUACAACAGGCCAGGCACAGUUACUUCAUUAAAGAAGAAUGUGGGUCAGUUCAGCGGGUUUCCAUUUGAAAAAGGAAGUGACCAAUACAAAAAAAAGGAAGAAAUGUUAAAAAAAUUCAGGAAUGCUAUGUUGAAAAGUAUCUGUGAGGUCCUUGAUUUGGAAAGAUCAGGAGUUAAUAAUGAACUGGUUACCAGAAUCUUAAACUUCUUAAUGCAUCCAAAACCUUCAGGCAAGCCAUUGCCAAAGUCCAAAAAAACACCCAGCAAAGGCGGCAAAAAAGAACGCAGUAGCACAGGAACUGCACGAAAAGUAAAGCGCACCAAAUGUCCUGAGAUUUUGUCGGAUGAAUCUAGUAGUGAGGAGGAGGAUGAAAAGAGAGGGAAGGAGGAAUCAUCUGAAGAAGACAAAGAGAGUGAAGAGGAGCAGCCUAAGAAAGCAGCUAAAAAAGAAAAACCGAAGCAAAAGAUGCCUUCUAAAAACAAGAAAGCUGUGAAGAGUGCUAAUGUCAAGAAAGCAGAUAGCAGCACUACAAAGAAGAAUCAGAACAGUUCCAAAAAAGAUUUAGAAAGUGAGUCUGAGGAUAGUUCAGAUGAUGAACCUUUAAUUAAGAAGUUGAAGAAACCACCUACAGAUGAAGAUAUUAAAGAAACUGUCAAGAAGUUAUUGGCCAAUGCAAAUUUAGAGGAAGUCACAAUGAAACAGAUUUGCAAAGAGGUAUAUGAAAGUUAUCCCAGUUAUGACUUGUCUGAAAGGAAAGAUUUCAUCAAAAAGACAGUUAAAGAGUUAAUUUCAUGAACUAAUUUGACUGAAGGAAAUGAAGACUGCUGACUUGUGUUCCCAUGGAUUUGAAGAUCUGAUAGACACCAGCAAAAAGAAUGUUUGUGGUAUAUGUUUAGUCAGAACUGAUUCUGCUGACUUAGUAUCAAUGUAAAUUGCUUUGUGUACUUUUUUAAUAAUUGCAUUUGAUGCAGGUUUUAGUUGACCUGAGGUUUUUUUUGUUGUUUGCAUGGCAAUAAAUGUUCCCUUUUUAUAGUUUUGUAUAUUUUGAAUGCCUUUGUAGUAGAUUCAUUAAGACCAUCAUAGCUUUUAAUGUGCUUUAAUACCUUGCAUAACUUUUUUAAAAAAAUCAAGUAUGAUAAGUUGUCUAAGUGUUUGCACAUAUAUACACAUGCAGAGAUUGUCUGCAAUAUUACAGUGUUGGGUUAUAUAAAUAUUUUGAAUACAUUCUGAAAAUCAGUCUUGGUAGUGUUCUUGAUAUUCUGAUUUACAUGUUAUAAAUUCAGAAUAUUUAAUCUACAUUGUCUUGCAUGUGUAUACACUGAGAGCCAUGAAAACAUGGUACUUAAUUGGCAGAUAUUAUUUUUGUACUUUUAAAGACUGUAUGAAGUUACUGCAGAUUUCUGUUGUGCAAAUCAGAUUUUUAAAUCUAGUUAUCAUAGGACUUAAGACAUGUCAGUGUUCAGCAGUGAUGCUCAGAUGAAAAAUGGGACGCUCUAUAAAGUUUAUACAAAAGUUGAAACUUUACUGUUGUCCAAUCUUGCCUUGUGUAAGAAAGAUUCACCUGUAGUUUUAUACUUAAGCUCUUCAGUGUUUAAUUUUAUAUAAAAAGCUACAGCUGCAGUUGUUCUAGGGCUUGACCUAGAACAAUAUUAAUAAAGUGAAGGCUAUAGGGAAUAAAACGGACUUGAUAAUGAUUAUUUUGUUGUUGGACUAUGGACAAAAUUUUGAGAAGUGGGUGCCUAAAGCGAUGAACUCCUGGCAGGCUUAACAGAAAAGCACACUCCAGAUCUAGGAGCACAAGCAGGACAGUACUUAAGCUAAUGAUUAAGUAGUAUUCUGAAUAGGAAUGCUUUCCUAAAUCUGAGCCUAAAAGUAAGCCACUGCUUUUGAUUCAAAUUAGAAGUUUUCAUGGUUUUGUGCCCAUCCACAUACCUUUGUGCUAUUAUAGAAAUAAUGUAUAUAAAGUACUAACAAACAGAGGCCAAAGUGUCGCUACCAAUGCUAUGAAAAACAAAUCCUGUAAUGACUCCAGUAUUGAUCAAGAGCAAAGCAUUUUAAAAAUUUUAUUAGUCUAUAUUUGCAAGAUUAGGAGCUGGAUAACUUAAAUUUUGAAAAUGUUCAGCCAAUCAGGGUGUUAAUUAAUCUUUACUUUUUUGUAAUUUCCUUGCAUGUAAUACUUUUUUAAAAGGCUGAAUGUUUUUGUACUCAAUAAAUGUCUUUCAGAAAAA